This is a messenger RNA of Helianthus annuus (common sunflower), 1169 nucleotides long. Its product is annotated as F-box/kelch-repeat protein At3g06240. The transcript has a single exon. Bases 22 to 1068 code for a protein of 348 amino acids. The record is from RefSeq and is a predicted model, not a curated record. Lineage: Eukaryota; Viridiplantae; Streptophyta; Magnoliopsida; Asterales; Asteraceae. Gene Ontology annotation, molecular function: protein binding.
UUUAAAUUACACAGCUGCACAAUGUCGUACGAUCUAUGCGAAGAACUCAUUAUUGAAAUCUUCUCAAGACUACCAUCCAAAUCCCUCCUUCGAUUCAGAUCAGUUUCCAAAUCGUUAUGUGCUUGUAUCGAUAGCCCCGAUUUCAUCCGACUCCAUACUCUUCAAUCUCCGAAAAAAGUCUUGAUGAUCCACCAAUUUCCUUAUGAACGUGAAGAACACCUUAAAAACAUCUAUACAUUACAUGCACAAGGUCAGUUUCCAAAUAAUCCCUGUACUGAAAUACCACAAAUCAAGUUUCCUUUCAGUUUCAAAAUUGUUGGUUCUUGCAAUGGAAUUAUAUGUAUUUGUGGAAACGGUGAUCUUCAUCUAUGGAACCCUUCAAUUAGGCGCAUUGUAACCAUACAUGAUCUCUCUUCUUGGUGUCGUCGUUAUUAUGAAUGUAUUUCUGCGGGUGUAUUAGGGUUUGGUUUCGAUCCAAUCAUCGACGAUUACAAGAUUUUGAGGAUAACCACACCAACUUCAUGUAUUUACUCUAUGAAGACACGCACUUGGCGUGUGAUUGCUUCCCCGGUUACUCCUUUAAUUACUUUUGUGAAGUUAGACCAGUGUCUUUUCAAUGGAGCAUUGCAUUGGGCGGUAAAAAGGUAUUUAACUGAUGCACGCGAUGAAUGCGAUUACUUUAUAAUGAAAUUCGAUUUGAGUUUGGAGGUUUUUUCGACGAUUGAGUUGCCAGAACCAAGUUGGGAAACGAGCGUAGUGACAAUCAUCAAAGGUUGUUUAGGUGUGAUUUCUUCGGACAAUCAUGAUCGUAGUUGGAUUUGGGUGAGGAGAGAAGACAACAACACUGAUUCUUGGUGUGUUGCUUAUAAACUGGAUACAAAUCCAUUUAAAGGAGCAGGCAAAGUUUUUCAAAUUACCCCUAAUGAUGAAUUACUAUACAACGUUCACUGUAACGGGAUCAGAGUUUAUAAUCUUGGGACAAAGGGGCUAUCCAGACUUGUGGCAUCGAGUGAACCUUCAACUAGCUUAGUUGACAUGGAUGUGUGUGUUGAAAACCUUGGAUGGUAAGAUAAGGGGACUUCAUGUGAGGGGAACACAUGAAGAAAAAAGAGAAGCGAAGUAUGCAUUUACUUUAGGUUUUAUUACAACAUGACUUGAUUAUUGAGGAU